AUGAAAUUGGCGCUGACGGAAGCCUGUCUGGCUUUGAAGCCCCACCUGCUCACCUACUCAAUGAUGGAAAACGAGCGGUUGAUUAGGUGCCUGGUUCAAAUCCCGCUAAAAUGGCGGCAGAGGGACAUGCGCAAAACCACUUUUAAGGGAGGCAUAGUGCCAAAGCGAUUGGAUGCCAUUUUCAACCUGCAAGCAAUGGAAGAGUGCUUCUGUAGUCAUAUGAGCUGCUCCGAAUAUUCGGACUUGAUGCACCAACCCUGUCCUGCAUCCGGUGUCAGUUUCACUGUACAAAAGCAUGUUACGUGGAUGAAGCGAGGCCGGUCAUCGGAUAAAGUUGAGAACAAACUUUGCUGUAGGCUACAAGGCAUUAAGUUCAAGUGCCUUAUCCGAAUUUGUCUGCAUUCCUCCGCAAGAGCCAGCGGCAUUCUCUGA
Molecule: messenger RNA, 432 nt
Organism: Protopolystoma xenopodis
Lineage: Eukaryota; Metazoa; Platyhelminthes; Monogenea; Polystomatidea; Polystomatidae
Source: the annotation of a GenBank genome assembly